AUGCCGGUCCGUAAACAAGAUGCCCACAGGGCACUGGAAUUGCUUGAAGACUACCACAAUAGGCUGACUAAGCCUCAGGACCGACCACUGAAAAUGGCGAUUGAAAGAGUUAUUCGCAUAUUUAAGAGUCGUCUGUUUCAAGCACUGCUGGAUAUCCAAGAGUUUUAUGAGACAACCUUAUUAGAUGACAGCAAAACUUCUCACGAGAAGACCAUGGAAACCUUACGGAUAGCCAGCAAGUGGGAACGUGAAGCUCCUAUUGUGAACACAUUUCUCAUCACCACAGAAAAUGAAUUCUCAGUGGAAGAUGACCUGCCUCCGCCGCCACCUGAACUAGUCCGUCUGCCCGAGACACAGCCGGUCACCGAGAGACCAACUGUCACCAUCACAACAGUGACCCGCACAAUUCCAGCGUACCUGCCUAUGACAAGGAACUGCCACCUCCAGGAAGACACGUGCUACGGAAGAGGCAUCCUAGGCAGUGUGCAGCGACACGGGGUUGCUAACACCGCAGCUGUUGUCGUUGUCAUCGUCGUCAUCGCUGCCCCCGCCGCCGCCGUGAUUAUGGUGCUGCGCGGGCUGAAGGACAAGCACGUGCUGGAGACGAUGUUGUCGUGGUGGAGCGUCCGGUACGGCCGCUUGGGCUACCGCCGGCGAGUGCGUCGGGCGCGCUCCGUCAGCUUCAAGAAGUACGUGGACUUCAUCACCUACGACCGCGAGUACCUCCUUACCAUGCAUCCAGAGGGAUCCGAGACAGCAGAUUCUGAAUAUACAAAUGGCGAAGGAGAAUGGGAAUAUGAAGAAAUAGACUUGGACAGAGGCUCUGGAGGUUUGGGCUUCAGCAUUGCAGGAGGCUGCGACAACCCUCAUGUGGGUGACGACCCCAGUAUUUACAUUACCAAAAUCAUUCCUGGUGGAGCGGCAGCAGAGAAUGGCAGACUAAGGUACUGGUGCUUCUCUGGCCACUUGUACACUUAA
Messenger RNA from Pomacea canaliculata, 978 nucleotides. Its product is annotated as disks large homolog 1-like. Gene Ontology annotation, molecular function: protein binding. Bases 1 to 978 code for a protein of 325 amino acids. The transcript is spliced from 8 exons. Gene Ontology annotation, biological process: chemical synaptic transmission. Lineage: Eukaryota; Metazoa; Mollusca; Gastropoda; Architaenioglossa; Ampullariidae. Gene Ontology annotation, cellular component: neuromuscular junction; neuron projection; postsynaptic density membrane. The record is from RefSeq and is a predicted model, not a curated record.